Molecule: messenger RNA, 1887 nt
Organism: Durio zibethinus
Lineage: Eukaryota; Viridiplantae; Streptophyta; Magnoliopsida; Malvales; Malvaceae
Product: carnosic acid synthase-like
Molecular function (GO): heme binding; iron ion binding; oxidoreductase activity, acting on paired donors, with incorporation or reduction of molecular oxygen
Source: RefSeq, a predicted model, not a curated record
UUUCGAGGAACAAUAUUCAACAAUAUGAACAGAAGACGAACUAAAUUAGAGUAGAAAUCUGACUUUUUGUUCUCCCUUGGGGAUCCUUUUUCUAGCACGUUACGUUAAGCCCUUGGAAAAACACGUUGGGAAGAGCUACAUAAGUCUAUGUCUUCUGCUUUCUAUCUUUGAAACCGAAACUCAAUGAUGUCGAACUUUUAUGACAAGCUUGUAGUUCCUGUUCUUGCCUGUGAGGAAGGGUCGUGGCCCUGCAACGGACCCGCUGCAUUGGCAACCGCCCUGGCAAUUGUCUGUUUUGCAUGGUGGGCUCAGAAAGUCAUCACCAAAACAAAGCUGCCUCUUCCACCAGGUCCUCCAGGCUUGCCUAUAUUAGGAAACCUUCCUUUUAUCCAACCUGAUUUCCAUCAAUACGCUACUAAACUCUCUCAAAUCUAUGGGCCCAUCAUCAAACUUCAGCUCGGAAGGAAGAUUUGGAUAGUUGUAAGUUCACCUUCAAUUGCCAAAGAAGUCCUCAAAGACCACGAUGUUAUUUUCGCUAACCGUGACACUCCUGCAGCAGCCUUAGUGGACACCUAUGGUGGAUUUGACAUCGUAUGGAGAUCUAAUGGCCCCGAAUUGCACAAGCUGCGUAAGCUAGUUGUUCGUGAAAUUAUGAGCAACAAGAGCCUUGAUGCAUGCUAUGCGCUUCGUCGACGUGAGAUUCGACAGAUGAUCAAGGAUAUUUAUGGAAAGGUUGGUUCAUCCUUUGACCUUAGUGAACAAAUAUUUCUAACCACUAUAAGUGUCAUGAUAAGCAUGCUAUGGGGUGAUUCAUUGAAUGGAGAGGAAAGAAGCAGGCUUGGGAUUGAGUUUAGGAAACGAUUGGAGGAAUUUGUAGAAUUGAUAGGAGCACCUAACGUUUCAGAUCUUUUUCCUGUUCUUGCCGCAUUCGAUUUACAAGGAAUUAAGUCCAAAACGAAGAAGCACUUGUCUUGGUUUUAUGGGAUUUUUGAAUCAGUGAUAGUACACCGAACAAAGGGAAAGAAGAAGGAAGGAAGCAAGGAUUUUUUGGAGCAGUUAUUGGAGCUGAACCAGAGAGGAGAUGAUAAAACCUCAUUAUCCAUGAAAGAGAUGAAGGCUUUGCUUCUGGAUAUGAUUAUCGGCGGUUCGGAUACAACAUCUGCUACAGUGGAGUGGGCAAUGACCGAAUUAUUGCGGCAUCCAGAUAAAAUGAACAGAGUCAUUGAGGAAUUAGAGAAGGUGGUUGGAAAGCAAAACAUUGUGGAAGAGUCUCAUCUUCCUCGAUUGCUUUACUUGGAAGCAGUAGUAAAGGAGACACUCCGAAUCCAUCCAGCUGCUCCCUUGCUCGUGCCUCACAUGCCUGCCACCACUUGCAUUGUUUCCGGAUAUACCAUCCCUAAACAUUCGACAAUCAUAUUUAAUGCAUGGGCAAUACAGAGGGACCCUGAGUUUUGGGAACAUCCUCUUCGUUUUGAGCCUGAGAGAUUCUUGAAAGAAACUGAGAAAGCCAGUUAUCUAGGUAAUGAUUUUCGUUUUUUCCCAUUUGGGUCUGGGAGGAGAAUUUGUGUUGGAAUUCCUCUAGCAGAAAAAAUGGUAACGCACUUGUUGGCUGCCUUGCUGCAUUCCUUUGAAUGGGAAUUGCCUAACGGAGUAAUGCCUGAUAAAGACAAACUUGGAAUAGUCUUAUCGAGAGUGGAACCACUUGUUGUCAUCCCCACUGCACGACUAUCCAAUUCAUUGUCAUAUCAAUAAAUGGAGAAAACAAUCGCAGGUUGGCUGCCUUGCUGCAUUCCUUUGAACGGGAAUUGCCUAAUGGAGUAAUGCCUGAUAUAAAGGACAAACUUGGAAUAGUCUUAUCGAGAGUGGAACGACUUGUUGCCAUCCUCA